Messenger RNA from Sphenostylis stenocarpa, 4392 nucleotides. The record is from the annotation of a GenBank genome assembly. NCBI's taxonomy places the organism in Eukaryota, Viridiplantae, Streptophyta, Magnoliopsida, Fabales, Fabaceae.
AUGGCUAGAUUCGGAAUCACAACAGAUAACUUCUCCUACAUUUGCCGUGGAGAUUUCAGUUUGACUUCCUUUUCCAGCCAAAGGUGCAUGAUAGACAUUGUCAACAUGUUUUUCCUGGGUGUCUUUUAUGUCUCAUUGCUCUCCAAUUUGAUCAAGAAAAGACCAGCAAAUGCAAGUUGUAGCUGCAGAAAGGGAUUGGUUCGUGUAGUUACUUCGAUCUGUUGUACUCUUGUAACCAUUGCAUAUUUUAUUGAUGGUUUGUGGAAUUUCAUUGCUAAAACCAUAGGCUUCAAUCAGCUGAACUUGUUGGUUUGCAUUGUGAGAGGACUAGUUUGGAUAUCUUUAGCAGCUUCAUUGUUUGUUCAAAGAUUCCAAUGGAUAAAAAAGAUAUGCUCUAUUUGGUGGGUGUUUUCAUGUACAUUGGUUUCAUCACUCAAUGUUGAAAUUCUGCUUAAAGAGCAUAGAUUUCAAUUUUUUGACAUGGCCAUAUGGCCAGUGCACAUCCUAACUGUUUUCUGUGCCUUCCAAAACCAUGGCUACUUUGUCCCACAAGAAACCCCAGAUGCCAGUUUAUGUGAGCCUCUAUUAGUUCAUAAGGGAAAGGAUAAAACAGGACUAGGCCAUGCCUCCUUUCUCAGUAGAUCCACUUUCUCUUGGAUGAAUGCUUUGCUCAGUUUGGGUUACUCAAAGCCACUAACACUUGAAGACAUCCCUUAUCUUUCUUCUGAAGAUAAAGCUGAUUUUGCAUACCAAAAGUUUUCACAUGCAUGGGUUUCCCUUUUGAGGGAGAGGGGCAGGAACAAUUCUACAAACUUGGUCCUAUGGUCCAUAGCCCGAGUUUACUUGAAAGAAAACAUCUUCAUAGCCAUUUGCGCAUUUCUAAGGACAAUUUGUGCUGUUUUUUCUCCUUUACUUGUUUAUGCUUUUGUAAACUAUUACAGUUUCACUGACAAAGAGUUAAAACAAGGGAUGGCCAUAGUGGGGUGUCUUAUAUUUGCGAAGGUGGUUGAGUCUGUGUCUCAAAGGCAUUGGUCUUUUAACUCAAGGAGGUUAGGAAUGAAAAUGAGAUCUGCUUUAAUGGCUGCAGUGUAUCAAAAGAAAUUAAAACUUUCAGCUUUGGGUAGGAAAAGACAUUCAACUGGUGAGAUUGUGAAUUACAUUGCAGUUGACGCAUAUCGAAUGGGGGAUUUUCCAUGGUGGUUUCAUACGUUGUUGUUUUCUGCAUUGCAAGUUUUUCUGGCUCUUGGUGUCCUUUUUGGUGUUGUGGGUUUAGGUGCACUUCCUGGUUUAGUGACACUUCUCAUAUGUGGAUUUCUCAAUGUACCAUUUGCAAAGAUCCUUCAAAAGUAUAGGUCAGACUGUAUGAUUGCGCAAGAUGAGCGUCUGAGGUCAACUUCUGAGAUUCUUAAUAGUAUGAAAAUCAUAAAGCUACAGUCCUGGGAGGAUAACUUCAAGAAGUUAGUUGAAUCCCUUCGCGCUAAAGAGUUUAAAUGUUUGGCUGAAGUACAGUUCAUGAGAGCUUGUGGAACAUUUAUAUAUUGGAUGUCCCCUACCAUCAUUUCUUCAGUUAUUUUAAUGGGAUGUGCGCUUUUCCAGAGUGCCCCUUUGAAUGCUGGAACUAUCUUCACAGUUCUUGCAGCAAUGCGAAGCAUGGGAGAACCUGUCAUAUUUAUUCCAGAAGCACUUUCUAUUCUGAUCCAAGCUAAGGUCUCCUUUGAUCGUCUCAACACUUUUUUGCUUGAUGAUGAGAUAAAAGGCGAUGAUGUUGGAAGAACUUCAAAAGAUUCUUGCAGCAAGGGUGUUGAAAUUGUAGCAGGCAACUUCAAUUGGGAUCAGCGAUCAGUGCCUCCAACUUUGAGAGAAGUGAAUUUUGAGAUCAAGUGGGGCCAGACAGUAGCAGUUUGUGGCCCAGUUGGAGCUGGAAAAACAUCUCUUCUGUAUGCAAUACUCGGAGAGAUACCUAAAAUUUCAGGAACUAUUGGUGUAGGUGGGACACUAGCCUACGUUUCCCAAAUUCCUUGGAUCCAAAGUGGUACAAUUCGUGACAAUAUUCUAUAUGGAAAACCAAUGGAUGAAACCAGGUAUGAAUAUACCAUUAAGGUAUGUGCCUUGGAUAAGGAUAUCGUUGGCUUUAGCCACGGUGAUCUUACAGAAAUAGGUCAGAGAGGGAUAAACAUGAGUGGUGGACAAAAGCAAAGGAUUCAACUAGCUCGUGCAGUCUAUAAUGAUGCAGAUAUAUAUCUCCUAGAUGACCCUUUUAGUGCAGUAGAUGCUCAUACUGCAUCUGUUCUGUUUAAUGAUUGUGUCAGGACUGCUUUAAGAAGGAAAACAGUUAUUCUUGUGACUCAUCAAGUUGAAUUUCUCGCAGAAGUUGAUAAAAUCCUGGUAAUGGAAAGAGGAAAAAUUAGUCAAUCGGGUAGCUAUGAAGAUCUGUUGACUGCUGGAACAGCCUUUGAACAGCUUUUGAGUGCUCAUAGAGAGGCAAUUACAGGGAUAGAAAAAAUUAGUGCGAACAGAAAAGAAGAUGAGAAUGUGAUUACAGUUCAGCCUGAAGAUUCUCAUGUUUCUAAUCUCACUAAAUGUGGAAGUGAUGGGGACAUUUUUAACAAGAUUCAACUUACACAAGAUGAAGAAAAGGAGAGUGGUGAUGUUGGGUGGAAGCCAUUCUGUGACUAUAUUUUAUUCCCUAAGGGGUCUUUGCUUCUAUGUUUGAGCAUAUUAGCACAGUUGGUUUUUGUAGGUUUGCAGGCUGCAUCAACUUAUUGGCUUGCUAUAGCCAAUGAGAUGUCAAGAGUAACUAGCAGCAUCUUGAUUGGAGUCUAUAGUGUGACUUCUUUUUUAAGCAUUUUUUUUGUGUAUCUGAGAUCUUACUUUGCUGCACAUCUUGGUUUAAAAGCUUCUAAAGCUUUUUUCUCUGCCUUCACUGAUUCUAUCUUUAAUGCUCCUAUGUUGUUCUUUGAUUCAACCCCAGUAGGGAGGAUUUUGACCAGAGCUUCAUCAGAUUUAAGUAUUUUAGAUUUUGAUACCCCAUUUACCACCAUCUUUGUGAUAGCUGAAGUAACUGAACUUCUGACAAUGAUUGUGAUAAUGGUUUCGGUCACAUGGCAAGUGUUCAUUGUUGCAGUUCCUGCCAUGGUGGCUUCAAAAUAUAUUCAGGGCUAUUAUCAAGCUUCUGCAAGAGAAAUUAUGCGAAUCAAUGGAACUACAAAAGCUCCACUUAUGAAUUUUACGGCUGAGACAUCUCUUGGUGUGGUCACUAUAAGAGCUUUCAACAUGGCUGACAGAUUUUUCAAAAACUACCUUAAUCUUGUUGAUACUGAUGCCACAAUGUUCUUUCAUUCCAAUGCUGCCAUCGAAUGGCUAAUUAUAAGGAUUGAGGUACUUCAGAAUUUGACACUCUUCACUGCAGCUUUGUUGCUUGUGCUUCUUCCAAAGGGAUAUGUGGACCCUGGCCUUGUGGGACUUUCUCUAUCUUAUGCUUUUUCAAUGACAGCAACCGUAGUUUAUCUGACUCGAAUGUUUUGCAACUUAGCAAACUAUGUAAUCUCUGUUGAAAGAAUCAAGCAAUUCAUUCACAUACCAGCAGAGCCUAGUGCUAUUGUAGAGGACAAUAGACCACCACCUUCUUGGCCUUCUAAAGGUCGAAUAGAUCUCCAAUCUCUAGAGAUCAGAUAUCGUCCAAAUUCUCCAUUAGUCCUGAAGGGCAUCUCUUGUACGUUUAAAGAAGGGAGUAAAGUUGGAGUUGUAGGAAGAACAGGAAGUGGAAAAACUACACUUAUAAGUGCUUUGUUUCGCUUAGUUGAGCCUACUAGAGGUGACAUUCUUAUAGAUGGAAUUAAUAUAUGCUCAAUUGGGCUUAAAGAUUUAAGAAUAAAGCUAAGCAUCAUUCCUCAAGAACCAACCCUUUUCAAGGGUAGCAUUAGAAAUAACUUGGACCCUCUAGGCCUGUACUCUGAUGAUAAAAUAUGGAAGGCUUUAGAGAAAUGUCAGCUCAAGGCAACAAUUAGUAGUCUACCAAAUCUCUUGGACACUUCAGUGAGUGAUGAAGGAGAAAACUGGAGUGUGGGGCAGCGCCAACUCAUAUGUCUAGGAAGAGUGCUGCUUAAGAGGAACAGAAUUCUUGUUCUGGAUGAAGCUACUGCUUCCAUUGAUUCUGCCACAGAUGUUAUUCUACAACGAACCAUCAGACAAGAAUUUUCAGAGUGCACAGUCAUAACUGUGGCUCACAGAGUUCCAACUGUAAUGGACAGUGACAUGGUCAUGGUUCUAUCUUAUGGGAAACUGGUGGAGUAUGACAAGCCUUCAAAGCUUAUGGAUACUAGCUCUUCAUUCUCUAAGCUGGUAGCUGAAUAUUGGUCCAACUGCAACAGGAAUUUGUCCCCAAAAGAUUAG